Molecule: messenger RNA, 2953 nt
Organism: Pundamilia nyererei
Lineage: Eukaryota; Metazoa; Chordata; Actinopteri; Cichliformes; Cichlidae
Gene: clstn3
Product: calsyntenin 3
Exons: 18
Coding region: 422-2953 (843 amino acids)
Biological process (GO): positive regulation of synapse assembly; homophilic cell-cell adhesion; positive regulation of synaptic transmission
Cellular component (GO): cell surface; postsynaptic membrane
Molecular function (GO): calcium ion binding
Source: RefSeq, a predicted model, not a curated record
AGCAGCAGUCUGGUACGGAGCUGGUGGGGGCCGGAGAGAGAGAGAUGGAGAGGGAGAAGGACGCAGUGUGGGCGGGUUAAGAAACGCCGAGAGGGAGGGGACGUCAGCGUAAUAUUCCUACCGUCUUUUUUUUGGUCCCGUUCCUCCUCCGUAGAGCCGAAAAAAGAAAAAAAAAAACAAGGGCAUCCGUCGGUGUCUUCAUCCUCCUCGCAUCUCAUCACACAGCCUGGGAGAUAAACCCUCCUGUCCGGGUCUUGGGUUGUUGAGAACAUCCGCCUGUGUGCGUCUCCACCUGGAGGACUGGGUCGUUUGCAGCCUGCGGGGGGAUUGCCGUGCUGUGCCGAGCGGCAGGGGCGUGAGAGGCGGAUGCUGCGAGCGUAGAGGCAGGGUACCAACCAGGAGCAUCACCGCACUCAGCACGAUGGACAGAAUGAAUUUUCUCUCCUUCCUCCUCCUUUGCUUGACUUCGGUUGCCAUUGGCAACAAAGCCAAUAAGCACAAGCCAUGGAUCGAGACAGAGUACCAGGGGAUUGUCAUGGAGAACGACAACACCGUGCUGCUCAAUCCCCCUCUCUUUGCCCUCGACAAAGAUGCUCCACUUCACUACGCUGGUGAAAUUUGUGGCUUCCGGGUCCAUAAUGGCCCCUCGGGAUCCAGUUCGGUCCAGUUUGAAGCUGUGGUCCUAGACCGCUCCACCGGUGAGGGUCUGGUUCGGUCCAAGGAGCCGCUGGACUGUGAGAGCCAGCGGGAGCACAGCUUCACCAUCCAGGCCUACGACUGCGGAGAGGGACCUGAUGGAGUCAACAGCAAGAAAUCCCACAAGGCCACCGUGCACGUUCGCGUGAACGACGUCAACGAGUUUUCCCCCGUGUUUGUUGAGCGUCGCUACGAGGCCUCUGUCCCAGAAGGGCGUCUGUUUGACCGAAUCGUACGCGUGGAGGCUCUGGAUGCCGACUGCUCCCCGCAGUACAGCCAGAUUUGCUUCUAUGACAUCAUCACUCCCAAUGUGCCCUUUGCUAUUGACAACGAUGGAAACAUUAAGAACACAGAGCCGUUGGAUUCAAAGCGGCAGCGCGUUCACACCUUCUGGGUGACAGCCUUCGACUGUGGAAAGAACCGCGCUCAGGCUGACGCUCAGGUUGUUGUCACGGUCAAGCCGUCCUGCAAACCCGGCUGGAUCGGAUGGACCAAGCGUGUAGAGUACACCCCUGGGUCAGGCAGCAUCCCUCUGUUCCCCAGCCUGCAUUUGGAGACCUGUGAAGAGACCGUGUGGAACAUCCAGGCCACCGUAGAGCUCCAGACCGGCCACAUCGGGAAAGGCUGUGACAGAGACAGCUACUCCGACAGAUCUGUGCGACGUCUGUGUGGUGCUGUCAGGGGCGAAGUCGACCUGCUCCCACCUCCAUCUCCUGCCGCUAACUGGACUUCAGCGCUGCCCACUCUCCCGUCUUCCGACUCAUCUCUGAUCUUCUCCUUCAACGGCUCCAACCACGUCGCUGUCGUGCCCGAUUCGGUUGUGUCCGCACUAUCCGGCGACCACUUCACCCUCCAGCUGUGGAUGCGCAGAGGUGGUGCCAACAUCCAGCCUGCGACCACGCAAACCAGAGGAAAUCGCAAGGAGGAGGAGACUAUUGUCUGCAGCACCGUCAGGAAUGAUGACUCCUUCUCCCAUUACUCCCUCUCCGUCCACGGCUGCCGCCUCUCCCUCUUCUACUGGCCCGACGUCUCAGCCGCUCGCCCCGUCAAGUUCUUGUGGAAACUGGAGCAGGUGUGUGACAGCGAGUGGCAUCAUCUUUCACUCAGCGUCCAGUUCCCAUCAGUGACCCUUUACGUGGAUGGAGUGACCUUUGACCCCGCCCUCAUCCACGACAACGGAGCCAUCCCGAACCCCGCCCCGCGUCAGCGCAUGUUCAUCGGUGCCUGCUGGGAGCCUGAGGAGAAGCAGAAGGAGAUACUAAACAACACCAUCCCAGAGGUGAAGUAUGUUGGCAGUUACCAUGGCCUGUUGUCUGGGGUGACGGUGCGUCCUGGCAGCGUGGAGCCUCACAGCGUGGUCGAGUGCCUGUACGCAUGCAGGGAGGGGCUGGACUUUGGCGACCUGGAGACUUUGGGCUCUGGCAUGAAGGUUCAUGUGAACCCCAGCCAGUCUGUGUUAGUGCUGGAAGGAGACGACAUCGAGAGCUUUAACCGUGCAGUGCAGCAGGUCACGUACAGAAACUCUCUACGCUUCGCCACCCCUGGCGUUCGUCCGCUCAAGCUUACCACCUCCCUCAGAUGUUUCAACGAGGAGAGCUGCCUGUCCCUGAAGCAGCUCGAAGGAUACUUGGUGGUUCUUCAGCCUGACGCUCCUCAGAUCUCUCUGUCUGGGGUUGGGCCGCAUCUGGCCCGUCCAGCUCCUGAGUUCGAAGGUCCCCGCGGCGUCCCUCUCUUCCCCGAACUCCGGAUCGUCUGUUCCCUGUCUCAUGCUGUCAACACAGCUGCACAAGGGAUGGAAGGUGGAGCUCUGAUGUCCGAUGCUGUCGCUCACACUUUGGAUGGCUGUGAGGUCCAACCACUGGGGGAGGAGCUAAAUCCAGAGAGAGAGGAGCUUCUGGUAGACAUGGAUGUUGUGCGAGAGAGAGGACUAGAAAUCAUCAAUACUACUGCUUAUAUUGCCAUCACAGGUGCUGAAUCUAUCUCUGUGUAUGAGGACGUCCUUCGCUCUGUCCGCUACCGACUGGCUAAAGGCUCAGCUCGCUUUGAGAGACGAUUCCGCCUGUCCUGUUCUGAGAUGAAUGGCAGAUACACCAGCAACGAGCUGACUCUGGAGGUGAACUUCCUCCACUCUUUGGACAGUCUGUACCACCCAUCCCACCUGCUCGCUUCCCAGCAGCAGUUCCUCCAUCCGUCCCACCAUGCUGGAGAGUUGAGUGGACACACCCUACCUAAUCCACAUCGCAACUCAGGUGACUAA